CCAAUGUCUCACAAAGUGCAAUUAAAAGACCAAAGUGGACAUAGCAUUGCUGUCAACUGUGUAGAUGGAUUUUACUUCCACCGAAGUGAGACAGCAAGACCUUUCCAUCAGCAUUUGGAGGGCAUCAGAGACAUGCAGCUGCGCCCUGAUGACGUCUUCGUUUGUGCCUACCCUAAGUCAGGUACGCACUGGAUUUGGGAGGUUGUCAGCAUGGUGGCCCAUGAAGAUUUGGUGUACCGGAACCACCUGGAAAGACUUAACCAACCCGAUUUCAGAUCCACCCGUUACCUUGACAGUCUGACAUCUCCCAGGGUGAUGAGCUCCCACCUACAUCUCCGAUAUCUUCCACGCCAAGUCUGUACAAACAGAACCAAAAUCAUUCUGCUCAGAAGAAACCCCAAGUCAGUGGCCGUGUCCUACUACUACAUGACAAAGGGCAUGAGAUCCAUAGAAGGCUGUGAAACAGGGUUAGUGACGGUCCAGGACUAUGAUGGGAAAUGGGAAGACUAUCUUCAACUGUUUCUGGACGGGGAAGUCCCGUAUGGCUCCUACUUUGACUACCUGCUGGACUGGGAGACUGAGAGGACAAAGCACCCGGAGUUGCAAGUCUUAGACCUAACGUUUGAAGAGAUGAAACAGAACCCAGUCCUUACUGUACUGAAAGUUGCAAAAUUUCUUGGAAAAGAAAUGACACGACAGCAGGCCAUGUCGAUUUCAGACGCCUGUAACUUCCAACAUCUAAAGACUCGUGACGCUGAUGAUGAAACUAGAUGUAUGGACAUGACAUGGAAAGAAGGAUAUGGAACGUACAGAAAAGGAGAGACACAAGAGUGGAAGAAAUGGUUUACUACUGCUCAAAAUGUUCACUUUGACAAGGUGUUUGCAAGGAAAAUGGCCACCUCUCAGCAUUUGAGAGAAUGGAGUUAACGCACUAUCCAGUAAUACAAGAGGCGUCAUGGUGUUUGUCUGGCCAUGAUUCGAUCUGUCGUCUGGAUACAGGUAGUUGUCGUAUGGCCUCAAACAACCAAUCACUUUGAUUACUUAUAUGGCCUCAAACAACCAAUCACUUUGAUUACUUAUAUGGCCUCAAACAAUCAGUUACUUUCAUGACUUUGGUUGCACGUAGUUGUUGUAUAGCAAUUUACUUUAAUUACUUCCUUAGUCUAUACCCAUGGAUUUAGUGCGCUGAAGUUUGUACAUGGGUUAGUCCGAGACUGGCCUCAGCGCGACUCAUGUGUCACCAGCAUCGUAACGGAAGGGGUCAGAUAUGUAUUGUUCCGGUUAAACACUAACUCCAAUGCCUUGUGCCAAGAUGAUUUUCUUAUACAUUUCAUUUGCUAAAAUAAAGA
Molecule: messenger RNA, 1349 nt
Organism: Haliotis rubra (blacklip abalone)
Lineage: Eukaryota; Metazoa; Mollusca; Gastropoda; Lepetellida; Haliotidae
Product: sulfotransferase 1E1-like
Exons: 5
Coding region: 4-927 (307 amino acids)
Biological process (GO): sulfation
Cellular component (GO): cytoplasm
Molecular function (GO): sulfotransferase activity
Source: RefSeq, a predicted model, not a curated record